Molecule: messenger RNA, 877 nt
Organism: Camelina sativa (false flax)
Lineage: Eukaryota; Viridiplantae; Streptophyta; Magnoliopsida; Brassicales; Brassicaceae
Product: lipid phosphate phosphatase gamma
Biological process (GO): lipid biosynthetic process; protein N-linked glycosylation
Cellular component (GO): intracellular membrane-bounded organelle; endoplasmic reticulum membrane
Molecular function (GO): dolichyldiphosphatase activity
Source: RefSeq, a predicted model, not a curated record
CCUGUAUUCAUCAGCCUCGGCGGAUUCGUUUCUCAUUUCCUAUUCCGGCGUGAGCUUCAAGGGAUCUUCUUCGGUAUAGGUCUCGUGAUCUCUCAAUUCAUCAACGAGUUUAUCAAAACAUCCGUGGAACAAGCUCGUCCCGAGACAUGUACGUUGCUCGAAGCUUGCGAUUCGCACGGAUGGCCAUCGAGCCACUCGCAAUUCAUGUUCUUCUUCGCCACGUAUUUCAGUUUGAUGGGAUGUAAAGGAAUUGGGUUCUGGUUUGGGUUAAGAAGCAGAUGGAUUAUGAAUCUUCUCCAUUGGUCUCUAGCUCUUGUUACCAUGUAUUCUAGGGUUUAUUUAGGUUACCACACGGUGGCUCAGGUCUUCGCAGGGGCGACGCUUGGUGGUGUUGUUGGUGCGGGUUGGUUCUGGUUUGUGAAUUCUGUUUUGUAUCCGUUUUUUCCGGUGAUUGAGGAGAGUGUAUUGGGGAGAUGGCUCUAUGUUAAGGAUACUUCACAUAUCCCUGAUGUGUUGAAGUUUGAAUAUGACAAUGCAAGAGCUGCUAGGAAGGAUAUGGAUUCUGCUAAGUCUGAUUAAUUUGCCUUAAAUUUGAUUUUUGGUCGAGAACUUCGGAAAGCUUUGGUUAGCGGCCUUGUUAUCCUUUUUAUAAUUAUAUAUAUUCAGGAAUCACAAUGAGGUGGGAGGGAGAUUACAUUUAUACCUACCAUUGUCUAAGACUUUGAUGACACUGGUUAGAUUAGCAGCUCAUCUGAUCUGAACAUCUCACAGAAAAGAGGAACCUUCACACUUAUUAAGUGAUCUAUGUAUCUUUUUUUUUCCCCCAUUUCUUUCUUUGCGCAUUCACUUAUCUAUUGAAAGAAUCAGUUUCGUAAAA